Molecule: messenger RNA, 3180 nt
Organism: Symbiodinium sp. CCMP2592
Lineage: Eukaryota; Dinophyceae; Suessiales; Symbiodiniaceae
Source: the annotation of a GenBank genome assembly
AUGGGAGACUUCAACCAAGCCAUCGAUGUGUCUGAGACCUUUCCGCCCCCGCCCGAGUUGCGUGCGAAGGCGCAUGUGAAGUCAAUGGAGGAGUACCAAGCAAUGUACAAAGCCAGUUUAGAAGACCCCGAGAAGUUCUGGGGGGACAUGGCCCGGGAAUUCUUCUGGAAGAAGCCAUUCGAAAAGGUGGGGCCCGUGUACAACUUUGAUCGCAGCAAGGGGGACGUGUCCAUCAGAUGGUUUGAGGGAGGCACCACAAACAUCAGCUAUAACUGCCUGGACAGAAACGUUGAAAAGGGUUUCGGAUCGAAGACAGCGAUCUACUACGAGUGCAACGAUUUGGAGGAUGCUCAUGCAGCCUACUCCUACUCGGACGUGUUGAAGAUGGUGUGCAAGCUUGCCAACGCCCUGAAAGCCGAAGGUGUCCAGAAAGGAGACAGGCUCUCGGUCUACCUGCCGAUGAUCGUCGAGCUCCCGGCCUGCAUGCUCGCUUGUGCCCGAAUCGGGGCUGUCCACUCCGUGGUCUUCGGCGGCUUCUCCGCCGAGUCCUUGGCGGGACGGCUGGUGGAUGCACAGUCGAGCGUGGUGAUCACCGCCGAUGGCGUCAUGCGGGGGGCCAAGCCCGUGCAGCUAAAGGCCAUCACGGACAAGGCCUGUGAGAUCACCGCCAAGGAAGGCUUCAAUGUGAAACGGGUGGUGUGCGUAGCACGCCUCAAAGACACCCCGCGAGCAUCGCAGGCACAGCACGGUUGGGUCGAAGGCCGGGAUGUUUGGUACUCCGACUUUGUCAAAACACAGCCGGAGGAGUGCGAGUGCGAAUGGAUGGACAGUGAGGCACCCCUCUUCAUGCUCUACACUUCGGGCAGCACUGGAAAGCCCAAGGGCGUCCUCCACACCACAGGGGGCUACAUGCUAGGAUCUUUUGCGACGACCAAGUAUACUUUUGACUACCACCCGGAGGAUGUGUACUUCUGCACAGCCGAUUGUGGCUGGAUCACAGGACACUCCUACGUGACCUACGGCCCCAUGUUGAACACUGCCACGCAGGUCGUCUUCGAGGGUGUCCCUACGCAUCCAGAGGUGGACCGCUUUUGGAAGGUCUGCGAGAAAUACAAGGUCAGCAUCUUCUACACGGCCCCUACCGCCAUUCGGGCAUUGAUGAAAUCUGGGGAUGCGCCGGUGACCCGCAACGACCUCAGCAGCCUCCGACUGCUGGGAUCCGUCGGUGAGCCGAUCAACCCAGAGGCCUGGAGAUGGUAUCACCGAGUCGUUGGCGGUGGGCGCUGCGCCAUUGCCGACACGUACUGGCAAACAGAGACAGGGAGCCACCUGAUCACCCCCCUGGUGGGGGCCAUGGACUGCAAGCCGGGUUCCGCCAGCUUUCCCUUCUUCGGGGUCGAGCCCGCGAUCUUGGAUGAGCACGGCAAGGAGUUGGAGGGAGAGUGCAGUGGCCGACUGGUGCUCAAGAGGCCGCCUCCCUCCAUGAUGCGCACGGUCUAUGGGGACCACCAGCGCUUUGAGGAGACAUACUUCUCGCAGUUUAAUGGCUGCUACUUCACCGGGGACGGCUGCAAGCGCGACAAGGAUGGCUUCUACUGGCUCACCGGGCGCAUGGACGAUGUGAUCAAUGUCUCGGGUCACCGAAUCGGCACUGCGGAAGUCGAGUCCGCCCUGGUCGCACAUGCGAAGGUGGCGGAAGCCGCGGUCGUCGGCUUCCCCCACGAAAUCAAGGGCGAGGGCAUCUGGUGCUACGUGACCCUGAACGAGGGUGAGGCCUACGAGGACAGUUUGAAAGCUGAUCUCAAGAAGCAGGUUCGGGAGGUCAUUGGAGCUUUUGCCAUGCCUGACGAGAUCCACUGGGCCCCGGGUCUGCCAAAGACACGGUCCGGAAAGAUCAUGCGAAGAGUCCUCCGGAAGCUCGCGCUACCGGACUACGAGAAGCAGGACCUCGGGGACACCUCCACCCUCGCAGAUCCCUCCGUCGUGGAUGUGCUGAAGUCCUACCAUCCAAGGAAAGCAGCGGCAGGAUAUUCCGGUAAGUACAUAGAUGGGCCCACCGUGGCGGUCCGCACCGUAGGGGCGGCUCUGAGGCGCAAGGUGGGGACGAAGUCGCUCUCUGCUCGAGGCCCUGGGUCACGACCGCCGAAUGUCAGAACGGGGCAGCCGAGGGCUGCGAUCCGAACUGCACGCGGCCCGCAAAACGUGCGGGUGCUCGACGACGAGGCGACCGCGGCACAAGAUCGAGAGGCAGCGUCGAGCGUACUCGACUACUGGUUUUCGGAACUGACCACGGACGACUGGUUUCGGCAGAGCCACAUCAUCGACGAUCGCGUCCGCAAAGACUUCGGCGCACUUCACUCGCGGGCGGCUGCCGGAGAGUUGUCAGGCUGGGCGCACCACGCAGAAACCUGCUUGGCCCUGGUGGUCAUUCUCGACCAGUUCUCGCGAUGUUUGUAUCGAAACACGCCUGCGGCCUACACCUGCGACGUUGCAGCCCGGGUGGCCGCCAAUUCAGCGAUACAAAGAGGGGAUGACAAGCACCACUGGCCCCCCGGUCCCAAACGCUGGGCGCUGUACCUGCCCUUCAUGCACUCCGAAGACUUGCAGGACAAGAUCAAGUGCGUGAACUUGAUGCGCGAGGGCAUGGGGAAAUCACUCUUCAACAAGGCUGGUUCGCCUUCGGGUCGAGGUGCACCAUCGAAGGAGCCACUGCCGAAGCUGCAGACGGCGAACUCCACCAAUGGCAGCCAACUCACAGGCAAGAAGAUGGUGUCGAAGUCUCCGUCAGCUGCUGCCGGACCUGCUCAGGCUCGGGGUUCUCAGAGCCCGGGGCUGGAUGAGGGUGCUUGGGCGGAUGACGACAGCGACUACAGCGAUGAUAUGGAUGAGCCUGGUGUUCUCAAGGCUAACGGUGGAGGUGGGCGAUCGGCACCGCGUGAGCGAAAAGCCUACUCGAUGCAGGCAGCCUUGGAAAUCUCGGCAUUGCCGGUGCUCCCGCUGAACCAUGCGCACGCCCAGAGAUUCCGCGAGAUGCGCCUGGACGCGCAGACGCAGCAGGCCUACAUGAGAGACCGCAAGGAUGCAGCGCGCGUGGUUCGCUAUCAGUGCUUGGUUUGCGCCACCGAACACGAGUUCCGCAUGGCGGGCAAAGGGGCAGCCGGUGCUGAACAUCAGCACUGA